AUGUCAUUGCAUGGGACUCUCUCUGGCACUGAAGCACAUCUCGGGAUGAAAAUCCCAUGAGUCGGCCAAAGAAGAAGAAGGCGAAGCCGAGCAGCCCGUUGGAGGACGCCGCACAGGACUCUGCUGGGAAGACGUAUGAGAGCAAAGAAUCCUUCACGCCUGAAAGACGAAAAAGGAAAAAGAAGAAGCUGCCGGAUGCUGAAACCUCCUUCACCAACCAGAUCCUCGGUAGUGUAUCGGUAAUACAGAACGGCAGCGGCACAGACUACCAGCACCUAGAGGAGGGGAGCGCUCGCAAGCCGCGCAGGAGAGCAAAGAAGCUGCGGCCCGCCGAGCAGGGAUUCCCCAACGACCUAGGCCUAGAGGAAGAAGAUAUCCUUCCUGAUGGACAGAUGAAGAGCCCGGAACCGCACCCUUCUUUCAUUGUGCCCUCGCUAACCAGCCAGCCUGUGGGCAAGCCUUUUGUGGAGAGGAACAGAAAAUUUCAAGCUGCCGAUCGCAGUGUCAUCAGAACAGCGGAACAUGUGGAAGAUUUCAUGGAUGUGAAGCCAGCAUGGAGCAGUAUGGAAGUGUCGCUCAGUGUUCAUCGUGCCUUUAGGAUGAUUGGCCUGUUCUGCAGCGGUUUCCUGGCUGGAUACACCGUGUGGAAUAUUGUGGUCAUUUAUCUGCUGGCUGGUACCCAGCUCACUACUCUGCCUAACCUGCUGGACAUUUACAAAGAGUUGGCGUACCCCUCCCAGUGCUUGUUGUAUCUCCUGCUGGCUCUCAGCGCAGUGUCUGCGUAUGACAGGACUGACCUGGCCAGUGUGUCGCAUGCAUUUCGUGGUCUUGUUGCAUUGGACCCAGCGGCUGUGGCAUCAUUCUUGUACUUUGUCGCCCUCUUUCUGGCACUGAGCCAGCAAAUGACAAGUGACCGGAUAAACUUCUACACCCCUCCCACACAGAACGGCAGCCUAUGGCAAGAAGGCACAGAGAGUCAGAUCCUGCAGCCGUGGAUUGUGGUGAAUCUGGUUGUAACCCUUCUGGUCGGCAUUGCCUGGCUAUUCCUGUCCUACCGGCCAGACCUAGAUCACAGUGAAGACUCCAUGUUCAUCCCGGAGGAGGAAGAUUUCCCCGAUACGGAGAAAGGAAUAAAAAUCCAGGCGUGACCCGUUUCCUGCCCGCUACAUGAUGCCUUUGCUGUUUUAUACUGCUUUGUAUACUGGCUUUAUAUUUUUAUACACCUUUUAUAUGCGGUUUGUAUUGAUAUCAUUGUGUAAGGAAUAAUUUAUUUUUGAUAAUUGUACAGUAAGUGAGAACGUGUUUCUGUGAUGAAUGUGGAAUACGGUGUAGGUAGUGAAUCAAGUGCUAAUUGCCAAUCUCUAGAAUGUUUCCAGCAUCAGAACUGUAUUUAGCAUGUGACGGAGACUCCAGCAGCUGUAAGAAAUCGCCUGGUGCCCUAUUUCCGUUGUACAGUUACAGGAACCCAUUCCACCUUAUUACGCUUUCAUCAGCCGAUUCCAGGGGGGGACUGGCUGUAGAGCUCACCAGGAAGAUCCCCGGUUGCCCGAUGUACCUGCGGGGCCUGUUUUGUGUGUUGUCAUGUGUCCUCCCCCCCCCCCACGACAGGCAGCCAUUCCCCUGCAAGGCUAACCCCCAUCCCCUUCCCCCUGCUGUCAAUCAUAGUGUGAUUCAGGGAUGCGAUCGCACUGUGACUGGGCGUAUGUGCUGUGCGGCAGUAGUGCAUGCGCAGUGUACAGAAAAACGCUCUUUUACAAUUUUCGGUACUCUGUUUACCGAGUAAAAUAAUCCCCUCAGUACACUGCAUUGUCCCCAUCCAUUCUGUUAUUCCCUCCGGUGAUGCUGCCAUGGCGACACUGUGUGUUACCCCUCUUGUGCCGCACAUGUCGGGUCACUCAUUUCCCAAUCCGCCCCUGGUCUCAGACACAAGGAAGGCAGCAAUUGUGUACAAUCAGGCCCUAUGAGGAGAGAUCCCGCCCCCUCAUCAGACCCCACCCCCAUUAGGGCUGCUUCCAUACAUUUCCUAGGCUAGUUUUCCAUCCCUAUCUGCCCCUGGCAGAGUCCCAGUGAAGCAAUGGUGUGAUUGGCUGAUACGUCUUGGUACGUGGUAUUAAGUCGCCACUAAUUCCUAAUACAGACCUGUAUUUCCUAUGCGGACGUUAGUAAAUGAGGCCACGUUUGGUGCGUGAUUUGUUGCCAAUCAUGUGUUACUAAUGAGGGUAUUUCCCGAGAUAAUGUAAGAUUCCCCAAUACCAGCACCAACAUGUUUCAUCCCUCCCAAAGUGUUCACAAGCUCCGUUACAUAAAUAUAUGUAUAUGGGGUCCCCGUCCCCCCAAACUACAAACCAUGUAGAAGCCAUAAUGGGGAAUGGUGAAAUGAAGACUCGGCUUGUAUGGAAAAGAUCAUUGGUUUCUCUCUGUCCUGUUUUUGCACCAUGUUUAAUAAAUGUAAUUGCUUGUCCAUCCCGA
Messenger RNA from Pseudophryne corroboree (corroboree frog), 2469 nucleotides. RefSeq names its product transmembrane protein 237 (gene TMEM237). The transcript has 11 exons. Gene Ontology annotation, cellular component: ciliary transition zone. Bases 57 to 1148 code for a protein of 363 amino acids. NCBI's taxonomy places the organism in Eukaryota, Metazoa, Chordata, Amphibia, Anura, Myobatrachidae. Gene Ontology annotation, biological process: cilium assembly. The record is from RefSeq and is a predicted model, not a curated record.